Helianthus annuus (common sunflower) is the source of this 3138-nucleotide messenger RNA. Its product is annotated as KIN14B-interacting protein At4g14310. Gene Ontology annotation, molecular function: protein binding. The record is from RefSeq and is a predicted model, not a curated record. Lineage: Eukaryota; Viridiplantae; Streptophyta; Magnoliopsida; Asterales; Asteraceae. Bases 146 to 2980 code for a protein of 944 amino acids. The transcript has 3 exons.
UGUACAUCUAAAUUUUCAAAAUCCAAAUCCGAACACAUUUUCCCGCUCAAACUUCAUCCCCUUCAAAACCCUAAAAACACAAUCUUUAACACCAAAAUCCACUCCGAAUCCUUCACAAAAUUUUCAAUAAACCACUCAAUCCACAAUGUCAUCAUCCGCCGUACGCCGGCCAAAACAAUCCACCGUCACCGCCACCGUCGCACCACCAAAAACCACCACCAAUCCACCACCAAAAACACACAGAAGCACAACUCCGGUAUCCGAACGAAUCAUCUGCCGAAACAGAACUUCCGUGAACAUUCCCGCCGGAAAAGAAAAUGGUAACGGUAGCAGUUGCAGAUCGACUUCGAGGAUUCGUGCUGCUGCUGCGGCUAAGCCUGCGAAGCCGAUUGUGCCUGCGAUGGCUCGAGCCGAGAAGGAUGGAGCCGAGCCGCGAGCCAGGUGGUCGAGUAAUAUGUCUGCAAAAGGUAGAAGCUCUAGUCCUUGUGAUUUUAAUAAUAAUAUUGUGGCUGAGAUUCGUAAAACUAGGGUUUCUAGGGUUUCGGUUGAUCGAAAUGAGAGAACUCAAAGAAGUGUUAGUGUUGAUAGGUCUGCUAGGGUUUCUAGGGUUUCAAAGUUGCCUGAUUGUAAAUCUGGUUCUGAGAAUAAAAACAGUGAGAUUCUGAAAGAAUUGAAGCCAAAACCGUUGAAAAUUCAAAAUGCUAGGGUUUCAAUAGGUUCAACUAGAAAUGACAGUGAAAAUGAGAUUGUUUCGCAUGCGGAGAGUUUGAUCGCGGUCGAAUCUAAUCCGGAUUCGGUUAUGAAAGUUUCGGAAAGUGUUAAACUGUUUGAGAAGUUUAAGUCGAAAUCUGGUGGUUUGAAGUCUAGUAAUGUGGUUGAAACCGAAGAGAAUGAUGCUCGUUUGAGCAUUGGUAAGUUAAGUAGAGGGAGUGGUUCAGAUGGUGUGAAAGAGAAGGGGGGAAGUGAAGAUGUUACAAGUUUACGAUCGAGUGUGAAGUAUCCGAGUAAACUACAUGGGAAGCUUGCGUUUUUAGAAGAGAAAGUGAAGAGGAUAGCGUCUGAUAUUAAGAGGACAAAGGAAAUGCUGGAUUUGAAUAAUCCAGAUGCAUCGAAAGUGAUGCUUUCGGAUAUUCAAGAAACUGUCGCGGGGAUCGAGAAGGCGAUGGGUGAUGUUGUGAGCGGUGGAAGCGGUGAGGAGAAAAAGGGUGAAAGUCUGCAGGUUUCUGCGACAAAAAAGAAUAGUCCGAUUAAGGAGCCGAGUGAUAGAAAAAGUUCAGCGAAAGGAUUGAAUACUGAUGAACUAGAAGCAAGGUUCUUUCCUCACCAUAAGUUACUCAGAGACCGGUCAACACUAAAAGCACCUGCCGGGACCCACGAAGCUAUCAAAACAGAGGCUGGUUUAGCUGUUACUGAAACAAAACCAGAGGGUAAACUGUCAAGUACGGUUGAUGAGAAAUGUAUAGCACCUUUGAUACCAGACUCAUUGAGUAAAGGGGAGUCAAAAGUUACAGUCAGGGGUGGUUCGGAGAUAUGUGAAGUUCAAGAAACGGAUGAAAAUGUAAAUUCAAGAGGACGUGAUUCUUCAAACACUUACAUCGGAAAAUGUAACGUUGAGACAAUGCUCACUGCUAAUGAAACACUUGAAGAUUGCGAUGAAGAGGAAAACAAGGCAGUUAUGAUCUAUGUAGAGGAGAUAGACGAUAGUUUCAAUAACCAGUUGAACGAGAUCGGGCACAAGGCUUCUACUGGUGGAUGGUUUGUAUCAGAAGGAGAGUCGGUUUUGCUUGCUCAUGAUGACGGUUCAUGCACGUUCUAUGAUGUUGCCAACUCUGAGGAGAAAUCCAUAUACAACGCUCCAGCUGCAAUUUCACCGAAUCUAUGGAGAGAUUGUUGGGUCGUUCGCGCACCGGGUGUAGACGGUUGUUCUGGAAGAUACGUUGUGGCUGCGUCUGCAGGAAACAGCAUGGAUUCUGGUUUUUGUUCAUGGGACUUUUACACUAAAGAAGUAAAAUCAUUUCACAUAGAAGAUGGAGUCACAAACACAAGAACAGCACUUGCUCCAUUACCCAACAAUGUUCUAAACAGAAGACAUGAUUUAACAAAUCUGACACCAGAAAAUCGACAAUGGUGGUAUAAACCUUGCGGUCCGCUUAUUAUUUCAACGGCUAGUAACCAGAAAGGUGUUAGGAUAUACGAUAUCCGCGAUGGUGAGCAUAUAAUGAAGUGGGACGUGCAGAGUUUUGUUUUGGAAAUGGAUAAUUCGAGCCCGUUGCAAUGGAGAAACCGGGGAAAGGUGGUUUUGGCGGAGACAGAGAGUGUUUCUUUGUGGGAUGUCGGGUCUCUUACCCCUGAACCGCUACUUUCGGUUUCUUCUAAUGGUAAAAAGAUUACAGCACUUCAUGUGAAUAAUACUGACGCUGAGCUUGGUGGAGGAGUUCGCCAAAGAGUCAGUUCAUCAGAAGCAGAAGGGAAUGAUGGUGUAUUCUGCACAUCAGAUUCCAUAAACAUACUAGAUUUCCGUCAUCCAUCAGGAAUCGGUCUCAGGAUUCCCAAAUACGGCACCACUGCCCACUCAGUUUUCUCACGUGGUGACUCCAUCUAUCUCGGAUGCAGCAGCUCCUCAUCAUCUGCUAGAAAACCCCCAUCAACCGCUCAAAUCCAACAGUUUUCUUUGCGCAAACAGAAGCUUUUUACCACCUACAUUUUACCCGAAUCUAACUCGCACCCACAUUACAAGGCCAUAACACAAGUUUGGGGCAACUCGGAUGUAGCCAUGGGUGUGUGUGGCUCAGGGUUGUUUGUGUUUGAUGCAUUGAAGGAUGAUGGGUCGAAACCGUUCACGAGUGAUAAUGCAAAUGGUGAAACGGUUAGAGAGACUAUUGGGCCGGAUAACUUAUACUGUCCGACGUUUGAUUAUAUGGGAUCACGAGCUCUGCUUAUAUCGAGAGAUCGCCCUGCAUAUUGGAAGUACCUGUGUUAAGUAUUAUUGUUCAUUGUUUUUUGAGUUUGUGUAAUAUGUAUUUAAGUUGUUUUUGUUGCUGUUCCAUGAAAUGUUUUUACAUUUCAUAUGUAAUGUGCAAGUCUGAACUUAAGUUAUUUCUAUAAGUUUGUGCAAUUUUGAGUUGCUUAUUUGUUUUC